This is a messenger RNA of Exophiala mesophila, 2559 nucleotides long. RefSeq lists its product as uncharacterized. Gene Ontology annotation, cellular component: nucleus. Bases 55 to 2469 code for a protein of 804 amino acids. The transcript is spliced from 2 exons. Gene Ontology annotation, biological process: reciprocal meiotic recombination; double-strand break repair via synthesis-dependent strand annealing. Gene Ontology annotation, molecular function: ATP-dependent chromatin remodeler activity; DNA translocase activity; ATP binding. Lineage: Eukaryota; Fungi; Ascomycota; Eurotiomycetes; Chaetothyriales; Herpotrichiellaceae. The record is from RefSeq and is a predicted model, not a curated record.
UCCGGCAAGGGCAGCUUACUGCAAGUUGGAUAAGCUCUUACCUGAGACUCGAACAUGAUACGGUCCAAAACUUCUGUCCAUGACAUGGACAAGGAAAACAUUCCACCGGCCAAAACGAGCAGACUUAGUGUCAACUCCCCUGCAGCCUUGGACCGACUCACCAAGCCAUUCAAAUGUCCAGCCUCUGCCAAUGCCCGAAAGGCCCGUGGAGAACCACCAAGAAAGCGCAGAAAAGUCAACUAUGCUGAAGCUGACGGAGGAAGCAAUGAUACUAGUGGAGGGUUUAGUCUCGAGGAGGAUGUGGUUGCGCUAAAAGACAAGUUCCCUGUGUUCGAGGUCAGAGACAAGGAAUCAACCUUUCGGGCAAGAUUUCUGGUGCCGCUUAUCAACAAGAGUUCCAUCGAUCCCUCUCGACAAGCACCAAGUCUGGGUAUGAGAAGAGGACUUCCAUUCGUCAACAAACCACUUCACGAUCCCAGUGGAGAGUUUGCCAUCGUAUUAUAUGACCCAACAAUCGAUGGUAAACCCAACGUCCCUCUGGUAGACCCUCCGCCUGCGGAGCAACCAAAGCUGGACAUCCCUCUGAUGCACAAAAGUCUCAACGAGAUUCUGGGCAUCAAGAAACAAGUCGAAAGUGAUAGACCAGAAGUUCCUGUCGUCAUCAACCCGAAAUUAUCCAAAGUACUACGUCCACAUCAGGUGGAGGGUGUCAAGUUCUUGUAUAAAUGUACAACUGGACUGGUGGACGAGAAGGCGAAGGGCUGCAUUAUGGCAGACGAGAUGGGGCUUGGAAAAACCCUGCAAUGCAUCACGCUCAUGUUUACGCUGCUGAAGCAAUCGCCGACGGCCGGCAAGUCUACCAUACAGAAAUGCGUUAUUGCGUGCCCUGCAAGCCUCGUCAAGAAUUGGGCCAAUGAGUUGGUCAAAUGGUUGGGUGAAGGGGUGAUCAACCCAUUUGCCAUUGAUGGAAAGGCCACAAAGGAAGAAUUGACAACUCAACUCCGACAGUGGGCCGUUGCUUCUGGCAGAUCGGUGGCCAGACCUGUGCUCAUCGUCUCAUAUGAGUCGCUGAGACUCAAUAUUGAAGAGUUGAAAGAUGUCAAGAUUGGUCUUCUGCUUUGUGACGAAGGACAUCGCUUGAAAAACGCAGAGAGCGAAACUUACCUCGCUCUUACCGGACUCAGUGUCGAGCGUCGAGUUAUCCUUUCAGGAACGCCGAUCCAGAAUGACCUCACCGAAUACUUUGCUUUGCUGGAUUUUGCAAACCCUGGAUAUCUAGGGACUAAGGCUGAUUUCCGCAAGAGAUUCGAGCUACCGAUUCUCCGUGGUCGAGACGCAGCUGGGUCAGACUCUGACAAAGAAAAGGGCGAAGCAGCCAACGCUGAACUCGGCGCGAUGGUCAAGAAGUUCAUCAUCCGACGCACCAACGACAUAUUGUCCAAAUAUCUCCCCGUCAAAUAUGAGCACGUGGUGUUUUGCAAUCUCGCCCCGUUUCAAAAAGAUCUUUACAACCAUUUUAUCCAAAGUCCUGAGAUUAAAAGUCUUGUGAGAGGGAAGGGGAGCCAGCCUCUCAAAGCAAUUGGUAUGCUCAAGAAGCUGUGCAAUCACCCAGACCUGCUUGAUCUGGAACACGAUUUGCCGGGCAGCGAAGCUUUAUGGCCUGACGACUAUGUUCCAAAAGAGCAUCGAGGCCGAGACCGAGACAUCAAAUCCUGGCAUUCGGGAAAAUUCGCAGUCCUCGAACGAAUGCUUGCAAGGAUUCGACAGGAUACCAAUGAUAAAAUUGUUCUCAUCAGUAACUAUACCCAGACUUUGGACGUUUUCGAAAAGCUCUGCCGAGCUCGCAAUUAUGGGUGUCUCCGACUCGACGGGACGAUGAAUGUUAACAAGAGGCAAAAACUUGUGGACAAGUUCAACGAUCCUAACGGGGAAGAAUUUAUUUUCCUCCUCAGCAGCAAGGCCGGUGGCUGUGGGAUCAACCUGAUCGGAGCAAAUCGGCUCAUCCUCUUUGACCCAGACUGGAACCCGGCGGCAGAUCAGCAAGCUCUUGCUCGGGUUUGGAGAGAUGGACAGAAGAAGGAUUGUUUUGUUUACAGGUUCAUGGGGACGGGGACAAUUGAGGAGAAGAUCUUCCAACGUCAAUCGCACAAGCAAGCUCUGUCAUCAACCGUGGUGGAUUCUGCCGAAGACGUUGAACGCCAUUUCACACUCGACUCGCUGAGAGAGUUGUUCCAGUUCAAGCCGGGAACGACGAGUGACACCCAUGACACAUUCAAGUGCAAACGAUGCCGACCGGAUGGCAUUCAGUCCAUCAAGGCGCCAGCGAUGCUGUAUGGCGAUACGAGUACUUGGAACCAUUUUGUGAAUAACGGCGAGGAAGGGCCAUUGGGGAAAAUCCAAGACUUGCUGUUGCGACAGGAAGCUUCUGAGGAUGCCGUGAGCGCCGUGUUUCAGUACAUCAGCCAUUAGGGAGACCUUUGACGAAUUGUUUAUGUGAAGCAGUUUAAAGAAAUGAAGAACUCGAUAUAAAUGGCGGGCGAGAAGAUCUGUGAAGCUCUG